AUGGACAGUCCUCAUGAUAUGUCUUCAUCGCGGGCUUCUCGGGUUGUCCAACCUAUCAUAAGUGCCUUUUUAACAGGAGCCACAAAAAAUUAUUGGGCUGGUUUAUUUGGGGUUAAGUCGAUUGGAAAGUCGUCCUUUCCCCCUGUCUUUGUCACUUGUGAUAAGGUUAGUGGUAAGGUUGCUUUGUCUAUCCCUAACCAGGUGAUUGACCACAACAUUGUUGUCAUGGUGCUCACCCUUGUUGGAAAGUUCUCUGGGCCUAGACCCAACAUUGACUCAAUGAGGAUUUUUGUUAGUCAAAGGUGGAAGAUUAAAGGGCAAGUUGAGGUUUCAGCCCUCCCUCGGGUUUUUUUCUCCUUUGCAUUCUCAUGCGCUGAGGAUAUUCCUACUAUUCUUUGUGGUGGCCCUUGGAUUAUGGGGAAAUCCUCUUUAACCCUUAAGAAGUGGAGUCCGAAUAUGGACUUGUCUGAUUCCUUUUUUGAAACCAUUCCUAUCUCGGUCAAGCUACCAGGGCUUCCUCUGGAAUAUUGGCAUGAAGAUACUUUCAAGGGCAUUACUGGAGUGUUUGGUGAACUUCUAUCCAUUGAUCCUAUGAUGGUUGCUAGGAAAACAAUGGUCUAUGCCAGGAUUUGUGUGGGGGUGUCUAGAUCUAAGGAUAUUCCUUUGUCAGUUGAGCUGGUGUCGAAGUUGGGAAUGUUAGUUCAAACUAUUGAGUUUGAAUCAUUACCUUUUGUUUGCUUCUUGUGCAAAAAGGAUGAAGAAGAGAUAACUAAGGAGAAUGUGGUCGCUGUAAAUAAAGAAGAACAGAAUGUUGUUAUUCUAGACACCCUGCAGUCCUCGAAGGUUGAUAGUGCGACUGAUUUGGAGGGAAUCGAAUUUGAUGGAGAAAUGAACUAUACUAAGGUGGUGUCGAAGAAAAAGAAAUCACAACAGAAUCCUGGAGUUACUACUCGCAACAGAGGGAAGGUAGACUGUGGGCCACCCCGAAGUGCAGGGAAAAAAUCUAACAGGUGGAAAAGAGAGUAG
Cryptomeria japonica (Japanese cedar) is the source of this 1026-nucleotide messenger RNA. RefSeq lists its product as uncharacterized. The record is from RefSeq and is a predicted model, not a curated record. Bases 1 to 1026 code for a protein of 341 amino acids. The transcript has 3 exons. NCBI's taxonomy places the organism in Eukaryota, Viridiplantae, Streptophyta, Pinopsida, Cupressales, Cupressaceae.